UUCGGCCCUUCGGAAAUCUUGUGACCUUCAGAAAAUGAUUGUAAUGUUCAUGACUUAUUCCUGAGAAAAUCCAGGACUGUAGAGGUGAUUACCGUAGAUUUUAUCUUCGCUUGUAUGUAUAUAUUUUAUAGUUAUGAUGAGAAAGAAGUACUUUUUAACUGUUUUUUUAGGUUUCAUGGUUCUUUUGAGUUGUUUUUCUCUGCUUUGUAAUUUAAUGCAGGAAAAACUUAUAUCUGUGUCAAGGCGAACGACUCCCAUCGUUUCGGAUCGCAAUGUUUCACGUAAAACAUUUCCCCCGCAAACACUCGUUUCACCUCAUCAAUUUGUUCAUCCUACGGAAAUCGUGGAUCCUUAUCAAAUCCUUGCAGAUCAAGUUCAUGGUCCGUCUGAACUUAACGUGGCUUUCACGGCCAAUAACGCUUACAAUAAUAUCAAGAUUAUACGAAGAAUGCAACUCUGUCUUAGAAGCCUCCUGCGGUUGACCAACUCUCCCAUCCAUUUUCAUGCAAUUUUAGAUGUUGCCAGCGUGAAGCGUGUUGCAAGAACACUGAAGAAGAUUGCUUACGGUACGAAAAGACCUUUUAAGGUGUCUUAUCUUGACGUUGAUGUCAUCUCGAAGAAUCAUCAGGAUAUAAUAAAAGUGAUGAGGAAGUAUUUCUUCACCAAAAACGUUACACGGUACAACGACAAUAUCUUUUUUAUCUCUGAAAUAUUCCACCGAGUAUUUCAUUUCAAAAAACUUAUUUUUAUUGAUCUGGAUCUAAGAUUUGAAGCAGAUAUUUUAGACUUGUAUUUACAUUUUGAAAAAUUUCACAAAUCCCAGAUAAUGGCAAUAGCUAACGAUUUACAACCUCAAUAUCGUGUAGACUUUGAAGAAUAUCGUCGUAUCCAUCCAGGAACAGACGUAGGGUCGGCUAGGCCAGGAAAACAGGGAUUUAACACAGGAGUAGUUCUUUUUCACUUGGAGCGCAUGCGCAAAUCAUCUUUAUACAAUUCAUUACUGAAGGAAGAUUUGAUCGAGGCUUUGUGUUUCAAAUACAAGUUUAAAGGCUAUUUGGGUCACCAGGACUUUUUCACAUUGAUCGGAAUGGAGUAUCCUGAACUUUAUUAUACAUUAGAUUGUACAUGGAACAGACAACUGGACACGGCUUGGUUGAAGACUGUAAAUGCCACGAUUUUUGAACCAUAUCACAUAUGCCCUGGAACAGUGAAAAUCUACCACGGCAAUGGAGAUACAUUUAUUCCAAUUUUAUAACGUAUUUACGAAUAGUCUUAUAGAAAUGUGUAAUAAUAUACAUCUAGGUAAAACAAAAGAGAGGGUUUUGGUAGGAAAAACUAAGUGCAUACCCUGAUACCAAAGUCGGACAUGAGAACUGUGUUUAUAUAAUGUGCACUGACCAUAUAUAUCUGAAACACCAAGAAACCUUAUAACAGAAAUAUUACUUGUAUUAAUUGAUUAAAUCCCAUUUAAUAUAAAACUGUCUCGUUCAACACCAAGAAACCUUGUAACAGAAAUAUUGCUUGUAUUAAUUGAUUAGAUUCCAUUUAACAUA
Molecule: messenger RNA, 1553 nt
Organism: Limulus polyphemus (Atlantic horseshoe crab)
Lineage: Eukaryota; Metazoa; Arthropoda; Merostomata; Xiphosura; Limulidae
Product: xyloside xylosyltransferase 1-like
Exons: 2
Coding region: 134-1255 (373 amino acids)
Molecular function (GO): UDP-xylosyltransferase activity
Source: RefSeq, a predicted model, not a curated record